UUUUUUUUAUUUUUUUAUUUAGGUCAAGGAUUUAUUUACCAACAAUACAUGAUGUAACACCAAUUGGAUGGUAAAGUGUUAAAUGUAGGAUUUUUAAUGUAGUGGUCUAUGCGACAGAAACUGGCGAGAUUCUCAACAGAUUAUGAGAACAUAGUCUAUUGAUAAGGGGAAAAUGCACUGAAGAUUUGUGAAAACAGAUAGGACAUAAUGGAGGAAUCAAACAGAUACAUGUCUAGUGACAUGAGAUAUGAGUGGAAUAGACUAGCAACAUUUCGUGAUUUUCCUUCUUCUGAAACUGUCAGUUCCCUCCUUUUGGCACAGUCCGGGUUCUUUUUUACUGGAUGUGGCACUACCUGUAAAUGUUACUUCUGUGGUUUUGUACAUUGUGACUGGACUAAUGGACUUAUACCCUCUCACUGUGAACAUAGAAGUUCAAACAUUCCUAUGGGCAUACCUAAUUUACCAACAAUAUCUUUAGAGACAAUGAAUGCACCGGAUCUACCCAACAUGCCCAAUUGCUCUACACCAGCUUCCAGAAUUGACGAAAAUAGAGCUAUGCUUUUCCAAACUCUAAGACUGCCAACACUCAGUGAAAAUAACCCUCAAUUUCAAAUAUCAUCAACAACUGAGGACAUCCUCUCACAGCCAGGGAGGCCUGACUACACAUCACACUGUGCAGAAAAUGCAAAACAUGACAAUAGUAAAGAUUUGGAAUCCUUCAGGUCUAACUCUUUUGGGCAGAAGUGUACAAAUACUCGUUAUUUGUUACCCAGAACUAGCAGAUGUCGACAUCUUACAAGACGACCCCGUUCCCCCAGCAAUGGCUCUACCCACACAGAAGGUGCAGAAUCUAUGUGUCCCUCAGGAUCAAGACACCCUUCAUCAGAGAGAGGUAGAGGAUUUUCACUCUCUGAAGGAGACCUUCGACUAAGCAGAGCUGUGAGAAACACUCCAGGAAUUCCUCAAACCUACAGAGAAAGACUCUCUACUUUCUGUAACUGGCCCAGGCACUUAAAUCAAACACCAGAGAGGAUGGCAUUAGCUGGCCUGUUCUAUUUAGGUUACAGUGAUGCUGUCCAGUGCUCCUUCUGUGAUGGACAGUUAAGAAACUGGCAAGUGUCAGAUGACCCUAUGUCUAAACAUGCCCAGAAUUUUCCAAACUGUAAAUUUGUCAGACAGCAUUCAACAGAGCCAUCUAGAAAUCAACCAGAAGGAUCACAUGGAGAUGAUCUAUUAUCUAAUGAAGAGAUAGCAAAUUUGCCUGCCUCAAGAGAAACUCAGGACCUGUCAUUUGAUCAACAAGACAUAGUGCAUGCAUGUAGAGAACUUACAUGUAGUAACAAUCUUGAUUUACGGGUUAUCACCAAAGUCCACAUUCUGAAGUACUUUUAUGAGGAAAGUGAAACCCAGGAAGACAUAUUCUCUGGUGAUGAUCGUUGUCUGUGUUGUGUUUGUUUUGCCAAUGUUGUCAAGGAGAUUUUCCUGCCAUGUCAGCAUGGAUGUUGCAACGACUGCAGAUGCACACGCCAACUUAAUUAUUGUCCUCGAUGUGACAGUUUAAUCAAAACAAAGCUUCAAGUUUAUAUUUAAUUUAGAAAACUCUUCACGGUAUUCAAACUUAUAUAAUAUAUGGCAUUUGUGACAGAAUAACAAUGGCAAUUGAGAUGUUUACAGAAAAAAACAUGUUUUUCUUCUUACAAUCAAUUUUCAAAUUAUAUUUCAAUGUGUUUUGAAGAAUUUAAUUGAAUAUGCAGCUACUACAGACUGGAAUUUCCUUCCUCCACCUUAACUUCUCUACCCUUUUGUUGUUCAGUGUAUCUCUAAUAAAUUCACAAGGUAUAUAGCAUGUAUAGUGCUGUUUUUCCUACCACACGAUUUUUAUUUUUUUUUAACUUUUGUCAACUUUUUCAUGUUUAUGUAUAUAAUCUGCAGUUGAUGCAUGAUUUGUGUAGAAGCACAUGGGUAUGUUUUAAUUUUUACUGAUUAGUGAAAUGUUUAUAUCUGUGUAUAGAUAUAUAUUGUCAUGCUUUAUUUGUGCCAGAUUUAAGUUUACUUUCUUAUUUGAAUUAUGCAUAUAGAAACAUUAGUAGGACUUUUAAUAAAGUUUACUUACUUA
Molecule: messenger RNA, 2116 nt
Organism: Saccostrea echinata
Lineage: Eukaryota; Metazoa; Mollusca; Bivalvia; Ostreida; Ostreidae
Product: death-associated inhibitor of apoptosis 1-like
Exons: 5
Coding region: 208-1590 (460 amino acids)
Biological process (GO): regulation of cell cycle
Cellular component (GO): cytoplasm; spindle microtubule; nucleus
Source: RefSeq, a predicted model, not a curated record